UCCGGUUGCAGUCAUAUAAGCAGAAUGAGACAGUUCUGAAUUACUUGGGACCGGUCAGUUCGAUGAUGAUAUCUCCAGGCAGUUCGAUGAUCGAUAGAAAUGAGAGAAAAAAGCAUCAAGGCGUGAAAAGAGAAGAAUUCGGAAGAGGAGGCAAAAGACAAUGGAGGGAGCGGGGGGUGGGGGAGGGGACAAAAUAAGAAGAUUCCUAUGAAGACUGUUGAAAGAAAGAGCGGGGCGAAGAAUGAGGUGGAACAGAAAGCAGAACAGGAAAAGGGAAGACGAAGAGGCGAGGAAGAAAAAGACAGAGGAGCGGCGAUAAGGGAAAGCAGAACAGGAAAAGGGAAGACGAAGAGGCGAGGAAGAAAAAGACAGAGGAGCGGCGAUAAGGAAGUGAGGGUAACGAAAAUAAUGGAAUUAGAGCUAAGCCAGAGGAGAAGGAAGGCACUGAGUAAUCAUGAGAUGUUGGCAGGUCUUGGGAUUAAUCCACAGUUUUUCACUUUCACUCAUGUUACUAUGGAGUCGGAAAAAUUCAUCUGUGUAAGGGAGAAUGCGCCGCAGAACAGUGUUGUGAUUAUAGACACGGCAAUGCCAUUGCAGCCCCUCAGAAGACCAAUCACAGCAGAUUCUGCUCUCAUGAAUCCCACGAGCCGUGUCAUUGCUCUCAAAGUUCAAGUACAAGGGUCAAUGAUGGAUCACCUCCAGAUUUUCAACAUCGAAGCUAAAGCGAAAAUGAAGACAUAUCAAAUGUCUGAGCCAGUCCAGUUCUGGAAAUGGAUUUCAUCUACUACUUUAGGCCUGGUGACUGCUGGAAGUGUUUAUCACUGGUCUAUUGAAGGAAACUCGGAGCCAGUGCGAUGUUUCGAUAGGACCUCUAAGAUGGUCGGGGGUCAAACUCAGAUCAUCAAUUACAGAUGUGACCCAGCACAGAAAUGGUUGGUGCUGAUUGGCAUCUCAGCUGGAACCCCAGAGGGGCAAGUGCAGUGCCUGAGUCGACCUGUGAGACAUCGCGUCUCGUUCCUCGUGAGCGAUGAGCUACCCGUGGACAUGUUGUUAGGUGGAGGGACCGCCAGAUUACACGAGGACCGAAAAGUGGUCAAACACACUUUGCCAGGUGGAGGGACCGCCAGAUUACACAAGUUCAGAGCUAGUAGUCUGAUCGAGUCCCAUGGAUGCAUGUGUGCGGCCGCGUUCUAUGACUAUUACAAGCAAAAUCAGGAGGAGAGUAUGUACUUAGUUUAUGUCUCUGCUGCAGGCGAGCCGGUGAAAAUGCCGCCGAAGAUAGAGGGAGUAGUUGCCAAGUACCCUGAUCUAUUUGAAGAGCCGACAGGGGUUGUAGAGAGGGAGGUCGUCCACGCGAUAGAGAUUAUCCCAGGGUCUAGNGUAGUUGCCAAGUACCCUGAUCUAUUUGAAGAGCCGACAGGGGUUGUAGAGAGGGAGGUCGUCCACGCGAUAGAGAUUAUCCCAGGGUCUAGCAUUCCGAAGGGUAGGAUCUACCGGAUGUCUCCAGGCGAGCUCGAUGAGCUUCAUCGACAGCUCAAGGAACUCGUAGAGAAGGGUUGGAUCCGGCCGAGUGUCUCUCCUUAUGGGUCUCCAGUUCUAUUCGUACCUAAGAAGAAGGAGGGUACACUUAGGAUGUGCAUUGACUAUAGGGGCCUCAAUGCCAUCACUGUAAAGAACAGGGAGCCCCUACUGCGCAUCGAUGAUCUGUUGGAUAGAGUGCAAGGGUUUCGGUACUUCAGUAAAAUAGAUCUGAAGUCCGGGUACCAUCAGAUUGCAAUCCGGCCUGAGGAUCAGCACAAAAUCGCUUUUCAGACCAGGUACGGUCUGUACGAGUUUGUGGCGAUGCCUUUCGGCCUUUGCAAUGCUCAUGGCACCUUUCAGCACGCUAUGAAUCGGAGAUUCCAUGACUGCUUGGAUAAGUUUGUCGUCGUGUACCUCGAUGACAUACUUAUUUUUAGUAAUACUGUCGAGGAGCAUUUGCACAUUUGGACGUCCUCAGUCUCCUGCGACAUCACAAGUUCAAGAUCAACGGUGAGAAGUGCGAGUUUGGCCACACGUGUCUUGUACUUGGGUCAUGAGAUAUCCACGGAUGGGUUGAAGCCCGAUGACGCGAAGGUGGCCAGCAUUCGGGAUUGGCCACGUCCUCAGUCUUGGACAGAUGAGUGCGAGGCUGCGUUCAGACAUCUGAAGCAUGCGUUGACGCAGUACGAGGUCUUGAAACGUCCUGAUCCUGACAAGCCGUUUAUAGCCACCACGGAUUCCAACCAAUAUGGCAUUGGGGCCGUGCUCGCCCAGCAGGAGGGGCCAAAGUUGGCUACGGCCACCUAUGAGAAGGAACUCUAUGCUGAGUACAAGGCUCUGACCCAUUGGAGACACUAUCUCCUUGGGAGUUUCUUCAUCCUCGGGACUGAUCAUCAGACCCUGAGAUGGAUGAGAACUCAGCCGGUGAUCUCUGAUGCUCUCAAACGUUGGAUCGAAAUCUAUGAGCAAUAUGACUUUGACCCUCGGUAUGUGAAUGGGGAGUACAACAAGGUUGCGUAUGCCUUGUCGCCGAUUCUGGUGGCCGACGAUGAUGCGAGAUGCUCAUCUGUACGUGGAGACGUGUCAAGUUUGUCAGAGAGACGAGCCACGUAUACAUGCCCCUCUUGGGCUCUUGAAGCCACUUCGAUUUCGGAAAAGCCUGGUGAGAGAUUGUCCAUGGAUUCCAUGGAUACUCUGAUCACCAGCAAGAGUGGAAUGCGCUAUAUCUACGUCAUUGUGGAUAAAUUUAGUAAGUUUGCUAGACUAGCAGCGACGACGGCAACAGCUAAAACGGAGUAUGCCAUUAAGAUGUUCAGAGGGAAUUGGGUUAGAGAUUUAGGGUUGCCCAAGUCCAUAGUUAGUGAAAAGGAUGUCCGAUUUACCAGUGAGUUGUGGAAAGCCGCUGCUGCGGAACAGGGGACCCAGUUGCAAAUGACUUCUGGAAAUCACCCAGAGCCCAAUGGCGAAGCCGAGCAACUGAACCGCGCUGUUCAACACCUGUUGAGGCAUUACAUCAAGUCCAAUCAGGUGGACUGGGAUGAGAAGCUUGGUCUCAUCGCCAGCUUGUACAACAACGUUGUACACAGCGCCACUGGGGUUGGGGACAGAGUCUGGGUUAAGUCUUCAGAACUGGGACAGGAGCAUGGGAUUUCCCUCAAACUCAUGCCCCAGUACGUUGGACUCUGGGAAGUCUUGGACAUCGUGGGGACAGAUCCGGAUGGGCCAUCCUAUGUUAUCCGGAUCCCUGGUCAUCGACGAAUUUACCCUGUCUUUCACGCCUCCAAGCUUGCACCUUUAAAGGAAACAGAUGAGUUUCCUUCUCAUCGCUCAAUGCUGCCCCCAACCAUGGAUGGAGAAGUGGACAUCGAUGACAUUGUGGAUCACAGGGAGCUGCCAGCUCAGAGACCUGCAGGAAGGGGACGUCCUCCGAAACCGAAGCUGCAGUACCGCGUUCGGUCCAGGCAUCAUGCUGAUCCCAAGGAGGACCGUUGGUUCACGAGGGAAGAACUCAUGCAGACCGCUCAAGUUGUAGCCCAUUAUGAGAAAUCUCUGCAGAAGGGAAAGCGCCCCAUGAUUGAAGACUCAGUUUCUCAGAGGACUGUUGAAGCUAAGGAGGAGGGAAUGCGAGGCCACUGCCUCUAUGAGCCCCAUAAGGCCCCAUUUUGCAGCCCAUCGGCCGCCCUAAGCGAAGCGCCCUCAGUUGGUCAAGGGGAAUAUGCAGCUUUUCUCAGUGGAUCAGCAGAAAAGCCAGGAGCUGGAGGCGCAUGCGGCAGCAUUUGCAAGUAUAAAGGCAUGUGAGACCCUUUUUUAAACCACCAGUUCCUCCACCAGCUAUUUUAUUCCAACGGGGUUAAGGCCUGCGGGGGACGGGGGUUGCUGCACUGAACAACCGGUACGAUCUGUAAUAAGAAACAAAAGAAAAAAAAUAAAAAAAGCAAAAAAAGUAAAAUGGUAAAUGAGAACAAAUCCAAUGGGUAGAAAAUGGGCACGUGCGCGCGCGCGCGCGCGAGAGAGAGAGAGAGAGAGAGAGAGAGAGAGAGAAGAAAGUAAAAUCGUAAACGAUAACAAAACCAACGGGAAAAA
Messenger RNA from Chara braunii, 4104 nucleotides. Lineage: Eukaryota; Viridiplantae; Streptophyta; Charophyceae; Charales; Characeae. The record is from the annotation of a GenBank genome assembly.